Messenger RNA from Austrofundulus limnaeus, 1287 nucleotides. RefSeq names its product splicing factor 3b, subunit 4 (gene sf3b4). Lineage: Eukaryota; Metazoa; Chordata; Actinopteri; Cyprinodontiformes; Rivulidae. Gene Ontology annotation, molecular function: RNA binding. Gene Ontology annotation, cellular component: U2 snRNP; precatalytic spliceosome; nucleolus. The record is from RefSeq and is a predicted model, not a curated record. Gene Ontology annotation, biological process: positive regulation of mRNA splicing, via spliceosome.
AUGCCACUGUUUAUGUUGGCGGCUUGGAUGAGAAGGUGUCAGAGCCGUUACUGUGGGAGCUCUUUCUGCAGGCAGGUCCUGUGGUCAACACACACAUGCCCAAAGACCGGGUCACAGGCCARCAUCAAGGUUAUGGCUUUGUGGAGUUCCUUAGUGAAGAAGAUGCAGAUUAUGCCAUUAAAAUCAUGAACAUGAUUAAGCUUUAUGGAAAACCAAUUCGGGUCAACAAGGCCUCAGCACACAACAAAAACCUGGAUGUUGGUGCCAACAUCUUUAUCGGUAACUUGGACCCGGAGAUCGAUGAGAAACUGCUCUACGACACAUUCAGUGCCUUUGGCGUCAUUCUCCAAACGCCAAAGAUCAUGCGAGACCCGGACACCGGCAACUCCAAGGGUUAUGCUUUCAUCAACUUCGCCAGUUUUGAUGCAUCUGACGCGGCCAUCGAGGCCAUGAAUGGUCAGUAUCUGUGCAACCGGCCCAUCACGGUGUCGUACGCCUUCAAGAAAGAUUCCAAAGGGGAGCGCCAYGGCUCGGCUGCGGAGCGGCUGCUUGCUGCGCAGAACCCUCUCUCGCAGGCAGACAGACCUCACCAGCUGUUCGCAGAUGCUCCACCACCACCAUCUGCACCGACACCGGUCCUGACCUCACUGGGGCCAGCCAUUCCUAUUCCAGGUUUACCGCCUCCUGGUGCAUUUCCUCCCGUUCCUCCACCCGGAGCGAUGCCUCCAACGAUGCCCCCAUCGAUGGGCAUGCCUCCAACAGCAGGGGCACCAGGUCCACCGGUUACUGCUGGAGGACCUCCACCGGGUCCACCGCCUUUCCCAACCAAUAUGCCUCCAGGUAUACCUCAGAUGCCCAUGCCACCUCCUGGUCCUCCUGGAAUGGUACCUCCGGCUCCACCUGGCUCGGCUCAACGGGCCCCACUGCCCCCCAACAUGCCCCCACCACCGCCUAUGGGCAUGCCGCCCAGAGCUCCGUUUGGACCUCCCAUGGGUAUGAGAGGACCUCCUCCAAUGCCGCCUCCAGGCUACGGCGCUGCUCCUCCCCGUCCACCUCCUUUUGGUUUCCAGAGAGCUCCUCCGAUGCCACCGAGACCCCCAGGUGUCCCCCCUCGGGUUCCUUGAGAGCAUUUAAAGCCACUGUAAUCCCUGUCAGAAAGUCAUUGAUACUUUUUAAACUCAUGUUUAGUUUUACUGACUUUUGUUAUCGUGGAAAUAAUUUAACCACCUGUUUUUGUUUAUUGUACAGACUAACAGAAUUUGGCAAAUAAAUUUUUAGCACAACUUU